AUGAUUUUGGCGGCGGUAAGAGCUUCAUCUGUUGGUUUGAAAAUCGCAGCUGGAUUUGGUGGAACUGCUUUGGCGAUAACCGCGGUUUGCGUUCCUUUUGUCGCUCCUGGUCUCAAGAAACAUGCUCUUCCCUUCAUUCCAGCGACAGAACUCCAACUCGAGAAUAUCAAGACAGCCUUGGAGAAACACGGGACGGAGAGGGAUUUGAUUGAUAUUGGCUCUGGUGAUGGAAGAAUAACUCGAAUGGCGGCUGAAAUGGAGAAAUUUCCACUUUGCUGGGGCAUCGAAAUCAAUCGCUGGCUGGUUUAUUAUUCUAGCGUUAAAUCGCUCCUUUCCGGUCAGUCAUCUUCGACGCGCUUUUUCAAGUCCGAUCUUUGGAAGCACAAUUUCGACAAAUACGGCAACAUCGUAAUUUUCGGCGUUGGCCCAAUGAUGGCCGAUUUGGAAGAUAAAUUAUUUGCGGAAAUCGACGGGGACGCGAAGAUUAUUGCAUGCCGCUUUAAAUUUCCAAAUAAAAAGCCGAUAGACACGAUCGGCCGCGGCAUAGACACUGUCUGGGUCUAUGAUCUUAAUACUGUAGUUCUGUACAAAUACAAUGUGCAGCUCAAAAUAGCGCCUGGGCAUCCUUACUUGUAA
This is a messenger RNA of Oikopleura dioica, 636 nucleotides long. NCBI's taxonomy places the organism in Eukaryota, Metazoa, Chordata, Appendicularia, Copelata, Oikopleuridae. The record is from the annotation of a GenBank genome assembly.